AUGAAUUCGGCUCUACUCCUGAGCUGUGGUGUCCUCGUCGCGCUUAUAGCACUGACACAAACUCGCGAUUUGCGAGAAAAGCGCGACGCUGAUCUUGAAUCCGCCGCGUCUCAUCAUCACGAAAAGGGUGGAGGCAAAGACUUCCAUGCCCAUCAUCAUCACGACCACGGUGGCAAAGGACACAAGGGUUACAAAGGGCAUCAUCACCAUGAACAUGGCAAAAAGGGACAUCAUCACCACGACGGCCACAAAGGCCACCACGACGACCACGGGGGACACAAGAAGCAUCACCACCACGAUGAAGGCCAUCAUGACGAGCACCACCACGGUGAAAAAGGGGAGAAGGGGCAUGGCUUCGAAGAGAAGGGCCAUUACCAUAAGGGACACUCAACGAAAGGCCAUCAUGGAGUUCAUAAGGUAGAUGAGUUCAAGAAGGAUAAGCACUUCCACCACAAACACGGGGAGUCUGGAUAUGAAGAAGGCCAUGGUGGACACCAUCAUGAGCAUGGACACAAGAAGGGAGGUCACUUCCAUAAUGGACACAAACAUGACGGCCACCACGAGCACCACCAUGGAAAGAAGGGACAUCACGAGAAAGGCGGACAUCAUCACGAGCACAAGGGCCACCAUGAUGAAGGCGGUCACCAUGAACAUCAUCACCACCACCAUGGUCAUGGAAAGAAGGACGGACACGAAGACCACAAGCACUGGGGCUUUAAGAAAGGACAUUAA
Bombyx mori (domestic silkworm) is the source of this 732-nucleotide messenger RNA. Its product is annotated as histidine-rich glycoprotein. The coding region runs from base 1 to 732 and encodes 243 amino acids. The transcript has a single exon. The record is from RefSeq and is a predicted model, not a curated record. NCBI's taxonomy places the organism in Eukaryota, Metazoa, Arthropoda, Insecta, Lepidoptera, Bombycidae.